Molecule: messenger RNA, 774 nt
Organism: Trichosporon asahii var. asahii CBS 2479
Lineage: Eukaryota; Fungi; Basidiomycota; Tremellomycetes; Trichosporonales; Trichosporonaceae
Exons: 1
Coding region: 1-774 (257 amino acids)
Source: RefSeq, a predicted model, not a curated record
AUGCUUACCGCUAUUCUCUCCUCCCUGGUGUUCACCGGUCCCGCUCUCGCGAGCUCUCCGCUUAGUUUUUGGAAAGCUCCCGCGCGCGAUGGGGGUUACGAGAAAAUCUCGGCCAAGUUCUACGUUGACCCGUCCUCGACCUGGAAGACGGGAUACUACGCUUCCACUCAAGCGAGCUUUGCUGGACACGAUGUGCAGUAUUUCGGCAUUCAGCCCCGCGAGGGCCAAUACUCUGGUCACCUCACAUACAGCGUCUUCGGCAAGGGCUCAUCUGUUGGCGACCCCGCUCGCUGCAGUGGCGGUGCUGAUGGGGGUGCCGGUGUGUCGUGCUCGCUGGACGGCAUCAACCUCAACAAGGGCGAAUGGUACGAAAUUGUAUCCGCCGUAGUUGAGCACGGCGACAAGGGUCGCAGGUGGAACGGUACCUUGAUCGACAGCCAGGGCAAGCAGACCUACAUUGCGAGCUUCUGGACCGACGACAGCUACGGUCCUCUCAGUGGAGAUGGAGCCCAGUGGCUUGAAUGGUACUAUUUCAACGGCAUCUACGAGACCACCACCCCCGAACAGCGCGACUGCCAGCCGCCCUUCACCGUCAAGUACGAGCGCCCGACUCUCUACGUCGGCGACCAGCAGGUCAAGGCCAAGGACACGGGCAAAGAUUCCAAAUGGACUAUUGACGACAAGUGCGCGGUUAAGGCCAACGACCCCAACUACUCCGUCGAGCACCACGACGCCUACGUCCAGAUCAACGGUGGUAUCCAUAGUCCUAAGUAA